Messenger RNA from Prunus armeniaca (apricot), 618 nucleotides. Lineage: Eukaryota; Viridiplantae; Streptophyta; Magnoliopsida; Rosales; Rosaceae. The record is from the annotation of a GenBank genome assembly.
AUGGAGGUGUACGUGGACGAUAUGCUGGUUAAAGCCCCCAAGCGGGCAGACCACCUCAAAAACCUCACCGAGGCGUUCAGCCUACUCCGCCAAUAUCGCAUGAAGCUAAAUCCAAGUAAAUGCACGUUCGGUGUAUCGUCUGGCCGAUUCCUAGGGUACUUAGUGAUGCAACGAGGUAUCGAGGCACACCUGCGCCAAAUCAAAGCCAUUCUCGAGAUGAAGUCGCCUUCCACAGUGAAGGAGAUACAAAGCCUGACGGGCAGAGCAGCGGCCCUUAACAGAUUCCUCUCAAAGUCUACCGACAAGUGCAGACCAUUCUUCAAAGCUUUGAAGAAAGGACAAAAAGACAAAUGGGACGAAGAGUGCGAAGUAGCUUUCCAGAAUCUAAAGACCUACCUUACUUCACCUCCCUUGCUCUCAAAGCUAGUUCCUGGUGAAGACUUGUUCGUGUACCUGGCAGUGUCCAACUCGGCCGUCAGCUCAGCUCUCAUCCGAGAAGAACUUGGGGCCCAACAUCCGAUAUUCUACACGUCAAAAGCUCUCCUCGAUGCAGAGACUCGCUACCCGAAAUUAGAGAAGCUCAUUUUGGCCCUUGUGGUUUCUGCGAGAAAGCUGUGA